CUCUCUGAUCUGACUAACCUCUUUCAUUCUUUGCCCUGCGUUAUAUGGCUUAGACCAAAGCCUGAGACAUUUAACCAAUUUAUAAAUAUUAAAUGCAGAAGGCAUACUUUAUCAGUUCCUGGAAACAUCAAAGAAGCUGGAAGGGGAAUGGAAAUUGGAUGGCACUUUGUGGAGGUCACUUUGCUGACAGUCAAGUAUUCAAAGAUCUCCUAAGAUACCCAGUCUUUAAAGUAUUAUACAAAAUAUCAGGCCCAGUCCCAAGGCGCAACUUGCGGCAGCAGCCCGCGCCAGCAGCCUGCACCAGCAAAAUAGCAGUAGCAAGAAGAGAGCCAGCAGAAGACACCUACCCUGGCCGGAAGACGCAUACCCCUGAAGAUGGAGGAAGAGGCCAUCCGGGUACAAGGUAGCAGUUACGUCAGACUAAGACACUUCCUGUUUAUAGGAGACUAUAAAACCUUUGCCCUGUCCUCACUAGGGGCUGACACCAUUUUAGGCCUCAGACCGCCUGCACCCAGGCGCUCAUUAAAACAGCAUGUUGCUUCCACCGCCUCAUGUUGUCUGUUGGCGCGCUCUCGGGGUUCGAACCAGUACAAGAACCUUAGAUAUAUGAUACUGCACCAAAUAAAAGUAGUCUAAAAUAACAACAGCCAAUAUAGGCACAAACCUGAAAGUGUCUGCAUAGAAGUAACACAUCCAUGUACUUGAUAAACUAAAGUGUAGAUAUUUUAUGCGGAAUAAACUUUGAAGCGAGGAAUACC
Messenger RNA from Gorilla gorilla gorilla (western lowland gorilla), 758 nucleotides. RefSeq lists its product as uncharacterized. The record is from RefSeq and is a predicted model, not a curated record. The coding region runs from base 93 to 407 and encodes 104 amino acids. NCBI's taxonomy places the organism in Eukaryota, Metazoa, Chordata, Mammalia, Primates, Hominidae. The transcript has 3 exons.